Molecule: messenger RNA, 576 nt
Organism: Candidozyma duobushaemuli
Lineage: Eukaryota; Fungi; Ascomycota; Pichiomycetes; Serinales; Metschnikowiaceae
Product: TRAPP complex core subunit
Exons: 2
Coding region: 1-576 (191 amino acids)
Biological process (GO): endoplasmic reticulum to Golgi vesicle-mediated transport; intra-Golgi vesicle-mediated transport
Cellular component (GO): cis-Golgi network membrane; cytosol; TRAPP complex
Source: RefSeq, a predicted model, not a curated record
AUGUCGAAAUCCAAGUACUCUGCUGACAGCAUCUGGAAGAACACCCCCGAGAAGAUCAACACAGAGCUUUUCACGCUCACCUACGGAUCAGUGGUGGCUCAGCUUUGUAGAGACUUGAACAGCAACUAUGCUGAAGUCAACCGCCAACUUGAUAGAAUGGGAUACAACAUUGGGCUUCGUCUUAUUGAGGAGUUUUUGGCGAAGACUGGCGCCCAGCGGUGCCUGCUGUUCAAGGAGACAGCCGAAAUGAUCAGCAAAGUUGGUUUCAAGAUGUUCCUCAACAUCACGCCUUCUGUGGAGAAUUUCGGUGCCGACGGCAAGAGUUUUUCAUUGGUUUUCACGGAGAACCCGCUUGCCGAUUUCGUCGAGCUUCCUGUCACGCUGGACCCCAAGAUUCAAAAAGAGCUUUGGUACUCUCAGUUGUACUGUGGAGUGUUAAGGGGCGCUUUGCAGAUGGUGCAGCUUGACACGGAUGUGUUUUUCGUGAGAGACUCUUUGAGAGGAGACGACAAGACCGAGUUGAAGGUGAAGUUGAACAAGAUCCUCAAGGAUGAGGUGCCCGCUGGAGAGGAUUAA